AUGUCUAAAAGCUUUUCAUCCAGAAAGCUUCAAAUUCUCAAAUCCGUUGCCGAGUUCAGGUUCAAUGAGCGAAUACGCGCGAAAGAACCAAUUGACGCAUGGAGACGGACCGGGGGAUUCCUAAGCCAAUUGACAGGGCAGUUUGAAAUUCUAGGAAAUCUCCAGAAAAGCUUUCGAUUAGCAAAACCCCCAACGAGCUCUUUCAAAAAGGAAAGAGAAGUCUUAAAGAUUCUGGUGUGGAAAUCCGCCAUAAUGUCUUCCCCUAGAACCACCUCUCUUCGUAUUCGACUGGGAGGGAUCGAGAUCUGCAGAUGA
Messenger RNA from Striga asiatica, 315 nucleotides. The record is from the annotation of a GenBank genome assembly. NCBI's taxonomy places the organism in Eukaryota, Viridiplantae, Streptophyta, Magnoliopsida, Lamiales, Orobanchaceae.